Molecule: messenger RNA, 2215 nt
Organism: Dichomitus squalens LYAD-421 SS1
Lineage: Eukaryota; Fungi; Basidiomycota; Agaricomycetes; Polyporales; Polyporaceae
Exons: 5
Coding region: 249-1988 (579 amino acids)
Source: RefSeq, a predicted model, not a curated record
AGUCGGAAAUUAGCCCGUCCUCUGCUUUCGUGACACUGCCGCUUUGCCACGCGGCGUGUGGCCCAUCCAGUUAUGACAUAUGACUCUGCCUGGCUGUGGCACGGAGGCACAAAGCGGGUGCGGCGCACCCGCAUAUAAGCCUUCGUGGGCUAGUGGACCCUCCUAGGAAGUCAUCCCAGACCAAAUCCCUGCCUCUGCACGCCACUGCGUACCAACUGGUCGACAUCUUGCGAGGCCUUCAUACCACAAUGAUCAUCUCCCGAAGCAGGACUCAAGCUAAUCAAGCUUCGAGCAGUCUGCGAAGCUCUGCCCGACACCCCCAAUAUGACCGCCACCGCUCUCGUACACGUCGCCGAUUCACCGAAUACAUCAGAAGUGGAGCGAGAGCACUAUUUGAUGCCUUGAACACCCUCUCUGUGGCGUUCGCAUCCAUCGACAGCGGGAUCAGUUCCCCCAGCGUGAGUCCUGCGAUCAGAUUCGUUCGGGAGCCCACUCCAGAAGGCGAGUUCUUCGACGUCGUCGAGGAGACGGGCGACGCUGGCUGUAACCAAGUCAAUGGGGACACUGCCAACGAUCCCGACGCGGAGCUCCAGAUCCAGCACCCCCAGCCUCUGGUCGCCUUGGGAUCACAGCCACAGCCGCCGCCGACGGCGUCUGGCUCAAACGCCGCAGAUGACAACAACGUUGUUGUGAACGGACUUGCGCUCGUACCCCUCCCAAUUGCAAGACGCACUAUCCGCAGGAGAGACGGAAGGGUUGUUACCCCACAUCCACCAUGGCAAAUACCUCCGAUGAUCACCGUGAGUCGUUCCUUAGGCGAUGCUCCCAACAUGCGCCCCACCUCGCAGCGACGGCGUGUCCCGAUACGACGUGAAGGGGCCUUUCAUGAACGCUGGAUGCCGAUUGAUUCGCCCGAGCGACGGCUAGUUGCGGGUCGAGACCCUUCCACGCUCUACGAGAAUCUCGUUUGGGAUGUACAGUGGGGCCCCAUCCCCAGGCUCACCGAUAUCGCCGAAGACAGCAACGUCCGGCCUACCACCCAACAAGUAUUAGAUUACCUGAAUCAACGAUUCAGGUUUAAUCGUCGUGCAUACAAUACCGCACUCGAUGUCCUCUUCCCUCCGGAGGGCAGAGAAAGCCGGGAUCCCGAGCUGAUAGGUCGAGAACCCGCGUUCCAACGGGUGGCGCCCACAGCGCUCUGGCGCCAAGAUUCAGAUUGGGAAGGCGGCAUCGUCCCCGUCGACCGCGAAUGGGGCCCGUCUCAAGCAGACGACGCCGCGGAUCCAGAAGCGGAGCCGUAUGAACCGGACGAAUACGAGGAGGACAACAUGUCCGAAUUCACCGACGAGGAGCUCUUAGCCAUCUCCAGACACGUCACUGCGUGCCUCGCAGCGAGGCAAGGAGCCGUGCCCAUCUCCGCCCAGCCUUCUGCCUCGUUGUACGCAUCAUCCUCCUCCUCGAGCCAGUUUACCUCGACAUCGCUUCUGGGACCUUCUUCGAUCACCCCUUCACCCUCUUCUCCGAGACGCAAGCGCUCGACCAGGGAGCACGGUGACUCCAGACUAUCACGGAAGUUGUCCACUUCCAUCGGCAGACCCUCCACGCGCAGACGGCUCACAUCGAGCUCGAAUUCUCGUGCGAAAGCCUCCGCGCUGCGUCUCGACAAGCGCAGCAAAUCGCUGAAGUGGCUACGGGCGAAGACACGUCAGAACCUGAAGAAAGCUGCGCCCGCCGGUUUGCACGAGCUUUCCGACGAUGCCUCCCUCGCCGGCCCCUCAUCUCUGCAUACGCUUGCGCAUGCCCGUCGUCGGACACGUGCUUCAAGCUCAAGCGCCUCCCCUACGCGCACGUUUGGCGCAGAAAGUGCGUCCUCUCGACAGCUCCGUCCCCGGCCGAAGCGGUCACGCGAUGAGGAUGAAGACCGGGACGAAACCUCAUCCAACCGCGACGACACCUCGCGUCGGAGCAAGAGAUCGCGUAGGAACUGAUGGUUCUGUGCGAGCCCUCUGUCUCUGUUCUAAACUCUUUGUUCGCCCUCGGCCGGUACUGUACAACAUCUGGUACCCGUUUUCGUUAGACGGCGCGUUUCCAUCUUCGAACUCUAAAUCUGCGAUGAUGUAGUCUUAGUUUAAUCGUGUGAUAUUCUGUGACGUGUACGCUUUGUAUCAUCUCGAUAAUUUGCCCGUCUCUGUGUAGGCAAUGAUGAUUGAUAACU